AUGGAGUAUAUCUUAACCGGCUACAACCAUGAAGUCCGACCUGUUCAAAAUGUAUCCAAAGCYGUUGAAGUAAGAUUUGGAAUUAUGCUGAGCCAGAUUAUCGAUGUGUAUUGGAAGGACGAGUUCAUUASUUGGAAACCAGAAGACUUUGGUGGUCUGCAAAAAGCUGUUGUUGAUCCUAACGAUGUCUGGGUUCCAGAUAUUGCGCUAUAUAACAGCGCAUCAGAAAGGCCUGAUCACGAUGACAGAAAUGUUAACAUGGCUUAUAAGCUGCUUAUUCACCAUACUGGAGAAAUAACCUGGUUAUCACCUUCAAUGGUCUCCUCUAGGUGCAAAAUGAAUGUGCUMUAUUUUCCAUUUGAUCAACAACAGUGUUCCCUUGAGUUUGGUUCUUGGAUCCUUGAUGGAAGUCUGGUUGACGUUCAGCUUCAUCUGCCAUAUGUCGACAAAGAGGGUUAUUCUGAAAAUGAAGAAUGGAYUCUUGCCGAUAACAAGGCCGAGAGAAUGAUCACUAARUUCAACUGUUGCCCGGAACCUUUCCCAUCAGUGGUYUACACRUUGGUGAUAAAGCGUAGAGCAUUGUUUUUYGUGCUCAAUGUGAUUGUCCCUUGUGCMCUUAUCACAUUCAGCUCGAUCUUUUCCUUCAUUUUGCCACCUAAUUCAGGAGAAAGAGUAUCCUUUCUCAUGACUGUYCUUGUCGCUUUUUCGGUUUACAUGAUGAUUGUCACCGAGGAAAUGCCACAUUCUUCAACUGUACCGCUGGCUUCCAAAUUUUUCUUGUCUAUUAUGGCCCAGCAAGUUCUUUCCGUGAUGGCUACAUGUUUUAUAAUACGAUUCUAUAACAAUGAAUCMCCUAUACCCAAGUGGUUUGAUGUUCUUGUCAACAAAUGGCUGGCUUGUCUGAUGUUCAUGAAGCCUAAAAAGAAUUCUGUUGUUCCUGGACAAGAUGACCUCAUCUUCAAAAAAGCUUUCUUUUUAAACAAAAGUGACACCCAAAAUGAAAAUAAUAGCCUUUCAAGGGGUAUCUCCAAAGAGAAAAGCUACAAUAUUGAUGCUCAAGGAAAUAAAGCAAUUUUGCAAAAAGUUGUUGAAACAAAUAUCGCUCUGAAAGAAGAGUUGGGAAAAAUYCUCSUCSAAUUAAAUGUUCCUGCUGAUCAUKUUCGUGAGAUUAAAGCGAAGGAGAAGCUACAAAGUGAUUGGGUUUUCGCUGCAAAUGUUUUAGAUAGCAACUUCAAAGUGAUGGCCUUGUAUGUUUGGAUUCUUUUCUUGACACUUUUUGCUUCAGGUACUACRUUCGCUCAGCCUGUCAACAACUCCGAAAGUCGUUUAAUCAAGCAUAUUUUAACCGGCUACAACCGUGAAAUCCGACCUGUGCAGAAUGUAGCCAACCCUGUCAAAGUAAGAUUUGCAAUUUUGUUGAGGCAGAUCGUCGGCGUGGAUUUCCAUCGCCAAAUACUGAAGCUACACUUAUGGAUAAGAAUUUUUUGGAAAGACGAGUUCAUAAAUUGGAACCCAAACCAUUUUGGAGGUCUAAUAUCAGCUGUUAUCGAUCCUGAAAAAGUCUGGACUCCAAAAAUUGCCAUAUAUAACAGCGCUUCAGAAAAUCAUGGCGAAAUGAAUUUCAAGAUGAUGUAUAAGCUAUCUGUUAAUCACACUGGAGAAAUCACUUGGAUGUCACCAGCUAUUGUCUCAACUGAGUGYAAAAUGGAUGCAAAGCAUUUCCCUUUUGAUAAACAGCAGUGCUAUCUCCAGUUUGGUUCUUGGGUGUAUGAUAACACCAAGCUAGAUAUUAACCUUCAUGUCCCAUAUGUCGGCAAAGAAGCUUAUUCUGAAAGUGAAGAAUGGAUUUUUUUCAAUAGCAAKGCAGAAAGACUGGUCAARAGACACAGCUGUUGUCCUGAGCCCUUCUCGUCUGUGGUUUUUACAAUAGGAAUAAAGCGAAGAGCRUUGUUUUUUGUGCUCAAUUUAGUUGUCCCUUGUGGACUMAUUACAUUCAGCUCGCUUUUGUCAUUCAUUUUGCCACCCAAUUCAGGAGAAAGAGUAUCCUUUCUCAUGACUGUUCUUGUCGCUUUUUCGGURUACAUGAUGAUUUUUACCGAGGAAAUGCCACACUCUUCUCUUGUGCCGCUGGCUUCCAAGUUUUUCUUAUUUCUGAUGAUUCAACAAUGUCUCUCUAUUAUGGCUACUUGCUUCAUAAUAAGAUUCCACAGCAACAAUUCGCCGAUUCCAACGUGGUUUGAUGUUCUUAUCAACAAAUGGCUGGCGUAUUUGCUCCUCAUGCACAAAGGAAAAACUUCUGUUAGUACUACCUGUGAAGAAGAUAACCUCUUCAUAAGUAGAGCUUUCUCUUUAAACAAAGAUCCUCAAGACGAAACUAACGGCCUCUCUUCUGAAAUAUCUAUCAUUAGAAGACCAAAAAGCAACAAUGCAAGACAAGAUAGAGAAAGAGGGAAUUGGCAGGAAGAAAUUGGCACACGCGUUAAGCCACAAGAAGACUUGGACAAGCUCUUGGCCGAAGUUAAAGUUCCUGCAGACCAUUAUCGAGAGAUCGAAGCAAAGGAAAAACUCCAGGAUGACUGGAUUUUUGCCACAAGAGUUUUGGAUAGGUUUUUCCUCGUCCUWUUGACAACUAGCUAUUGCUUUUGUCUGUUUUUGGUUUUCUCUCAUCAUGACCAUUGAUUGUGAUUUGUAAAAUUUGCUGGUCGUCUCAGUUGUCACCUGGUAGAUGCAUGACUCCAGGCUAAAGYGAACUUAUAACCCAAAGGUGAAACGAAAGUUUUAAGAAAGGGAUGAMCAUCAAUCUCGUACCCAGAGCCCACGCUUUUACCAUCCAGUGGAUGACUGCGUGAGAGACUCUGGUGGAAUCGACUGGAUUUGCGACGCUUUUCCGUAGCAAAUUGUGCAAAUGAGGUCAAAUUUGUUUUCUGGUUUUAGAGCGUUAAAAUGACAAAAAAAGAAAAA
Molecule: messenger RNA, 2961 nt
Organism: Exaiptasia diaphana
Lineage: Eukaryota; Metazoa; Cnidaria; Anthozoa; Actiniaria; Aiptasiidae
Product: neuronal acetylcholine receptor subunit alpha-3
Exons: 8
Coding region: 1-2679 (892 amino acids)
Biological process (GO): regulation of membrane potential; nervous system process; monoatomic ion transmembrane transport
Cellular component (GO): synapse; membrane; neuron projection
Molecular function (GO): transmembrane signaling receptor activity; extracellular ligand-gated monoatomic ion channel activity; neurotransmitter receptor activity
Source: RefSeq, a predicted model, not a curated record